AUGAAAGUGCAAGAAGUCGGACUUUUGCCAGGAGAGACCACUAGGAUUACUUUGACUGUUGAGGAUCGCACGCGCAAGAAACGAUGGCAGCGCAAAAAGGGGCAGCAUGAAUGUGUACUGAUAUCGCUCUGUCAACAGCUUGAUUUUGUCUCUACAAACCGAUACGAAACUGAGUUGAUGGAUAGGAAGAGUGUGACCAUAGCUGUAGAAUCUCAUGGAACGUGCAAGGCCAGUCCCGGAUCCGGUCCAGAGACGAAAGAAAUAGAAUUUUCUGUGCCUUCAGAUUUGCCUCCAACAUCAAUCCAUGCUGAUCGACUUGUAACAAUUAGUUACUUUUUUAAGCUGGAUCUCGAACAUUUCGAUAUUGUUGUUCCUGUGAUUAUUGGCACAUCGAAAACGCCUGGGAAAAUUGACUGA
Cylicostephanus goldi is the source of this 417-nucleotide messenger RNA. The record is from the annotation of a GenBank genome assembly. NCBI's taxonomy places the organism in Eukaryota, Metazoa, Nematoda, Chromadorea, Rhabditida, Strongylidae.